This is a messenger RNA of Setaria italica (foxtail millet), 2454 nucleotides long. RefSeq names its product protein MICRORCHIDIA 6. The record is from RefSeq and is a predicted model, not a curated record. The transcript has 17 exons. Gene Ontology annotation, molecular function: ATP hydrolysis activity. Gene Ontology annotation, cellular component: nucleus. Lineage: Eukaryota; Viridiplantae; Streptophyta; Magnoliopsida; Poales; Poaceae. The coding region runs from base 32 to 2197 and encodes 721 amino acids.
CAACCGCCUCACCGACGUGACGACGGACGCCAUGGACGAGCAGCUGGACAUCAAGCCCUUCUUGUCCCCGAUCACCGCCACCCCCAUCCAGCGGGGCCUCCACGGGCCCAGCACCUUUCAGGCGACGGCGUUGCCACCGCAAACGCAGGCGCAAGCCGCGUGCGUGCUCAACCGGGCCGCUUCGGAGUUGUCGGGUGGCAUCGGCUAUCGGACCAGCGGCGCUGACGAGGCACUCGAGGGCACCUCGGCGCGUCGUCCUUGCCCUGCACCACGGUUAAGCAGGAAGUUCUGGAGUGCCGGCGAUUAUGACGCGGGCGCCGGGAGCUCUGCGCCGCAGCCUCAGACUGUGCAGAAUCGCAUGUGCGUCCAUCCUGAAUUUCUACACUCCAACGCCACUUCGCACAAAUGGCCAUUUGGAGCCGUGGCGGAGUUGUUGGACAACGCGGUUGAUGAGAUAGAAACUGGUGGUGCUACAAGAAUAUUGGUGGACAAAGUCAUCGACAACCGGAACGGAUCACCAGCUUUACUAGUUCAAGAUGAUGGUGGAGGCAUGGAUCCUGAUUCCUUGAGGCGUUGCAUGAGCUUUGGAUUUUCAGAGAAACAAUCAGGAUCCUCGAUUGGACAAUAUGGAAAUGGAUUCAAGACUAGCACAAUGCGGCUCGGGGCAGAUGCUAUUGUUUUCAGCCGCUGCACAAAGAGCGGUGGGCCUACACAGUCCAUUGGUCUCCUGUCCUACACUUUCUUGGUGGAAACUGGCCAGACAGAUGUUGUAGUUCCUGUGGUGGAUUACAAAUGCAAUCUAUUAAGAGGGCAAACUACACGACUGGAGCGGCAUGGUUCAGAGCAGUUUUCCUCAAAUUUGGCAGUGUUGCUGAAAUGGUCCCCUUUUGCAACAGAAGAAGAGCUGAUGCAGAAUUUCACAGACAUUGGUCCACAUGGCACCAAGAUUAUAGUGUUCAAUUUAUGGUCCAAUGAUGACGGUAAUUUGGAGCUCGACUUUGACACAAACCCAGAGGAUAUUAUGAUUAGUGGCGCGCCAAAUCCAGAAGAAUUUUGUACGGCUGUGAAAAGGGCUAAUGAAAAUCAUUUGGCUAAUCGAUUGCGCUAUUCUCUUAGGGUCUACGCUUCUGUCUUGUAUCUGCAUCUACCAGAUUACUUCAGGAUCAUACUUCGUGGGCAAGAAAUUAAGCGUCACAGCAUUGCUGCUGAUAUAAUAUACCCUGAAUGCAUCAGUUAUAAGCCCCAAAUUUGCAGUAGACAAGAGGCUGAGGUUCUUACAACCAUUGGAUUCUUAGAUGGAGCUCCAACUAUUAGCGUGCACGGAUUUAAUAUCUAUCAUAAGAAUCGCCUUAUUUUGCCGUUUCAUCGAGUUCUGAGUUCUGCGAGCAGUAAGGGUAGAGGCGUCGCUGGAGUACUGGAGGCGGACUUCAUCAAGCCCACUCAUGACAAACAGGACUUUGAAAAGUCGCAGCUGUUUCAGAGGCUGAUGAACCGCUUGAAAGACAUGACUAACGAGUACUGGGAUAUUUAUUGUCACAAGAUUGGAUACGUGAAAACACCACGUGUGCGUGCAGCUCCCGUUCCUCGUGCUCCUCCAGCAGUGCUGCCAAUAGAGAAUGGCCCUGCUGAACCAUCAGAGGGGAGUGCACCUGCUCCUGUGGUUUCGGUGCCACCCUUGAGGUCCGACAGCACCUACGUGAAUGCAGUUCCAAUUGCUGUUGCGCCUGCUAGUUUUCGCGCAGCACCUGCUGGAACAGAGGGUGCUGCACCAAGAACUCCUACUGGUUACUCCCCGCCAGUCACGCAGACCACGCAAGUCAACCAAACGACCUCAUCUUCCACCGCUCCUGGCACUGAUUUGGGUGCGACAAGAAAGAGGAAGAAUGACGAUGAAGCUCCGACGGCUUCGUUUAAAAAGCAGGACACGCAUGAUUUGGCUGGCAGCAGCUCCGCUAAUGAUCAGGUAUGCCAAUACAUGGGAGAGCGAGAGCUCAAGGAAAUUUCCUUCUUGAAGCUGGAGAAUCGGAUGCUCCGUGAAGAGUGCUCGCAUUUUGAGAUGGCAGAGAAGGAGCUGCUGGCCAAGGAACAGAAUCUGCGGCUCGAGAUUGAGAAGGCCCAGGAGCAAUACAAGAUCCUGCUGAACGAGUACGUUUCGGUUGAAGCGGCUCCGACACCGAAACGAAAACGAGUACCGUAGGCAUGUUUGUUUCUCUGGAGUCACCCCGUCGCGAUUUUGUCGUGCUGGCUCCUUGCUCUCUUCGACGCUGCGCACGAGGCGGUGGUGCUUUCGGACGGCCGGUGUUAGGGGGCACAGUCGAACGGUGUGUGCCCGUGAGCAAACGAAGCUCAGAAAGCACGUCCUGGUGUUUCUUCUCCGUGGUUGCAUGUGUCGAGGAACUUGAGCUUUGUAUGUGAUUUGUAAUUUUGUACAGACUAAGGGUGCGUUUGGUAAAG